AUGGCCGACCUAGGCAAGAAGUACUGCGUGAACUGCCUGGCAGAUGUUACGAAUUUACGGAUUCGCUGUGCCGAAUGCCAAGAUAUUGAACUUUGCCCGGAGUGCUUCUCCGCGGGCGCCGAAAUCGGCAACCACAGGCGAUGGCAUGGCUAUCAGCAAGUUGACGGCGGUCGUUUUUCGCUCUGGGGUGCAGACGCAGAGGGAGGAUGGACUAGCAGGGAAGAGCAAUCGCUGCUCGAUGCCAUCGAGCAAUAUGGAUUUGGUAACUGGGAGGAUAUGGCUGCCCAUGUUGGUGCAUCACGCACCCCUCAGGAGGUCAUGGAUCAUUAUGUUUGCAUGUAUAUCCAUGGGAAUCUGGGCAAAGCCUGCAUCCCUGACAGCAUCCCUAACCGUGUGACAGACCAUACUUGCCCUAGUGGUGGUCCGUUGUCCCCUAGUUUGACCACCCCAUUGCCCCCCCUUGAUAUAUCUGUGGCCGAGCAGCAGCAGCUUGGAUACAUGCCACUUCGUGAUGACUACGAGAUUGAAUAUGACCAGGAGGCGGAAAAGCUCAUUAGUGGGUUGUCUGUGAACUAUGAUGAUGAAGAUAUAGAGAUUGAGAUGAAGCGAGCGCAUGUGGACAUGUACGUGCGUAAGUUGCGUGAGCGUCAGCGACGCAAAAACAUUGCUCGUGACUAUAAUCUAGUGCCAACCUUUCUGGGCCGGGACAAAAAAGAUAAAGAGCGAGAGCGGCCAGUUGGGGCAGCAGCAGUUGGAGGGGUGAGUGGAGUCGUUGGAUUGGGAGGAGGAGCCACAAUUAUUCCGACAGGGUCUUUGAGCUCCUCUGUGACCGCAACCCCAAAACGCAAAAUCACCAAGGAAGAGAAGGAGCAGCGGAUUAAACUGUGUGCCCUCUGCCAGUUUAUGCUACAUCGUGAGUUUGAAGAAUUCUUUGAUAGCAUGCACAAAGAGCGCAUGCUGCGUGCAAAGGUUCGGGAGCUUCAGCGCUAUCGCAGGAACGGCAUUACGAGACUUGAAGAGUCAGUCGAGUACGAGGCGGCACGUCACAAACGGGAAAAACGGAAAGAAAACAAAAGUGUUACUGGCUCAAAGAGAGGUAGUAGCGGUGGAGGAGGAGUAUCCGGGCUGGGAGGAGGGGUUGGAGCAGGGGGUUGGGUUGUUGGAGGUGGAGGAGUCAGUGCCAUCAAAGAGGAGGGGAAGGACAGUGAGUUUUCAGCCAUUGAGAACUUGUCUGGAUUCGGAUUGCUUUCAGAUCGGGAGAAGGUACUGUGCAAUUCAAUGAACCUUAGUCCCACACGUUAUCUGACUGUCAAGACUAUCAUCAUCAAGGAUCACCUACAGAAAAGGCAGGGCAUUCCCUCCAAAAGCCGCCUACCCAGCUACAUGGACAAGGUGCUGAGAAAACGUAUCCUAAAUUUCCUGUCAGAGAGUGGCUGGAUAUCAAGAGAAGCCUCCUAAUACUGGCCAAAGAUUUGGCUAUAAGAGUAAUGACUGUAAAUAUAUUUUUCUACUGUUUUAUAUUACAUCUCAUAAACAUCUGUGAGAACAAAAAAGGUGCCACACUACUGGAGGUGGUCCUUCGAUCUGUCUUAUGUCUUUCUUUGAUCUCAUAUCUCCUCAUAGGAACAUAAACAUGGUGAGAUUGCAAAAAUAAUAUUUAAUGUUUCAUCUGGAACUUUUGAGUAUGGUGUCCAGCUUAACAGAUCACAAUAGUAUAAAAAACAUAUUACCCCAUGCUAAAAGGAUUUGUGACUGGAAAGUAAAAGGCCCUGAAAACUGCUGACUAAGCUGGCAUAUACACAAAAUUUACAGUAGUAAAUAAACAAAAAAAAUGUAUUCCAAUUAGAGUUAAGAUUGAAAAAAACAUUGAGAGUUGCCAAUGAAAAACAAAUGCUCCCCACCAAUGGAAUAUCAAAAGACAAGCUUGAUUCCAGCCUUUACACUUAUUGUUGUACAAAGCAGAUAUUUCAAAUUGUUUCACUUUUUUUUUUCUUGGUAAUAAAAAGGAAAAUAAGACAAAGAUCCGUGUUCUGCUUGCCAAAAGUCUUAUGUUUCUGUAUUCCAGUCUACAUUUGCCUGUUUCAGUUUCUAUUGUGUUUUUUUGUGGGAAUGUGUGAAACGUGAAACAUGCUUGAUACUAUCUAAAUGUCAUAUGUUCAUGUUUGAUAGGGAUUGAGUUUUUAUUUUCCUUUUUUGGAGUUGACCUUUGUGAGGUUGUUACUAUAGUUUUUUAAUCGAGCAUGUUUCAGAAGCACAGACUGAAUGGCACAUACCCAGGCUAUAUAAAUUAUUAGCUUGAUGCUGGCAUAGAUCACCAAGAGAGAACAUUUUUCUAUUUUAUCCCUGUUUCCAGAAGGGUAAUAUUAUAUUAUUUGUUAGGAAGUUGUGAUGGAUAAAGCUGGGCUAAAUACAGCAUUAAUGUUUGUAGUCUCACAGUGUAGGCUGUAUGUAGAGACUGUAUGUUAAAAUGCCAUACUAAGUUUUUAUUUUUCAAAUGCUUUGACAAAAUAAUCAUACAAUACCAAAUCGUAGAUUACAACUGAGAAAAACAUAUUUUUCCAUGAUUUGUAAUGUUUUUACUGACUGCUUAUGUCAACCCCAAAGCUAUAGAAAACUUAAAAGCUCUGUUCACAUCAUCAAUGCAAAGAUUUAAAUUUUAAUAUAGUUUUAAAUGUCUAAUAUAUUGAGUCAAAUAGAGUAGAUUUUUAGCCAUUGUUUUUUUUCUCUGUCUCUCUCUCCAUAUGGCCUCUUUUUAGUGUGUAUACCAUAUUGGAAAUAACUGUAUUUUGUGUAAAACUGGUGGAAAGCCAAGGUGGUCGUCCUGUUUCAAUCAUCAAAGAUUUGCGUAAUGUACAGUAGACUGGCUUUUUAACUAUUCCGUAUAUAUAACUGUGCUUACAAAAAAAAAAGAAAAAGGGAAUUAAGGUGCAAAUGGGGAGGUAUCUCUUCAUUAUCUUGGUAUUGUCUGUCACUGCCUUUUUGUGUUUGUUUCUUAAGGUGUUUACAUUUUAGAAAGGCUUAAGCACAUAUACUUUUCUUGUGCUUCAUGGUUGUGAAAUAGGAUCACGUCAAACCAUUCCCAAGGCAUUCUUAAAGAUUACAAUUUUCAUUGAGCUCACUGCACACUUGAUUAUGCAAAAAAAAAAAAAUGUG
Xyrauchen texanus (razorback sucker) is the source of this 3153-nucleotide messenger RNA. RefSeq names its product transcriptional adapter 2-beta-like. Gene Ontology annotation, biological process: regulation of transcription by RNA polymerase II; chromatin remodeling. The transcript is spliced from 2 exons. Bases 1 to 1458 code for a protein of 485 amino acids. The record is from RefSeq and is a predicted model, not a curated record. Gene Ontology annotation, cellular component: SAGA-type complex; nucleus. Gene Ontology annotation, molecular function: zinc ion binding; chromatin binding; transcription coactivator activity. NCBI's taxonomy places the organism in Eukaryota, Metazoa, Chordata, Actinopteri, Cypriniformes, Catostomidae.